GUAUUAGUCUGUGUCCACUUUUGAAGCUCAGCAGUCACACUUGUUCCCGUUUCUUGCUUUGUUCCCAUCACCUCUCCUAUGCUUAUAUAAGCUCGCUUCCUCCUCACCCGAACUAGCAAUUGAAUUUCAAACUUAAUACAGAAUCCUAGCAAUGGCCUCGAGUACUGUUAUAGCUAUUAAUGUAGAUAGAGAAAGGGUUGCACUUGCUCCUCCCGACAGCAGCAAAUCACAAAAGAAGAAACUUGAUAGAUUUUAUUGUCAAACCAUAGUUUCGAUUCUUAACCAAAAACCAACGAAUGGGCAUGACAUGAGAAAAGUGAUUCACAGUGUCAAGGUUGGUGUAGCUCUCGUUUUAGUUUCUCUUCUCUACCUGCUCGGUCCUUUGUAUAAACGAGUCGGAGAAAACGCCAUGUGGGCCAUAAUGACCGUCGUGGUCAUCUUUGAGUUCUUUGCAGGGGCUACACUGAGCAAGGGCUUGAAUCGUGGGAUUGGGACAGUACUAGGAGGCGGACUGGGAUGUUUAGGUGCAGCUUUUGCGCAAGCCGUGGGUGGUGUUGGCAAAGCGAUAGUUGUGGCCAUUGCCGUCUUCAUUUUUGGUGCUGGCGCAACAUACACUCGACAAAUCCCGAACAUUAAAAAGAAAUAUGAUUACGGAGCUCUAAUAUUUAUAUUGACGUUCAAUCUGGUUGUGGUGUCGGGUUUACGUGCUGACCAAGUCUUGGAAUUGGCCCGAGACCGUCUCGCAACCAUUGUCAUGGGAUUCGCUAUCUGCAUUUUUAUUAGUUUGCUGGUCUUCCCCAUCUGGGCUGGUGAUGAGCUUCAUCACUCUUUAAUCUCCCGAUUUGAAGACCUCGCUCUCUCUUUGGAAGGGUUCUCUAAGGAAUAUUUUGAAAAUGACAACCACAGAGAGAAGAAGUCGAGUGCUAAUUUUAGUAGUAAAUGCAAAUCAAUCCUACACUCCAAGGCAAAGGAUGAAUCAUUGGUAAACUUUGCAAGAUGGGAACCAUGGCAUGGGAAAUUUGGGUUUUCUUACCCUUGGGGAAAAUACCUAAAAAUAGGAGAGGAUCUAAGAGAUUUGGCUAUAAUCAUCCUUUCACUUAAAGGUUGUCAUGAUCAGUCAUCAGAAAUACUUGAAGAAUCAGUUAAAGAAGCAUGUGAAGGAAUCAUAGCAUCACUUGCAUGGACCAUAAAGGAACUUGGAGAAAGCAUAAAAGAGAUGAGUAAAUGUCGAUACGAAGAAAUGAUUGUGCCUAAAAUGAAACCAGUAAGGAUAGAGGUAAGUGCCAUUGUGAACCCUUUUGCACUUGAGACCUGUUUAGAGAAUAGUGAUGGGCUCGGAUUUGCAAGCUUUGUACAUUCAUUGAUGAAGAUGGUAGAAAAGUUGGAAGAAUUGGCAAAAGAAGUGGAAGAACUUGGACAACUUGGAGGUUUUCAUGAAAACAGUUGA
Gossypium arboreum is the source of this 1447-nucleotide messenger RNA. RefSeq names its product aluminum-activated malate transporter 8-like. Gene Ontology annotation, biological process: malate transport. The record is from RefSeq and is a predicted model, not a curated record. The transcript is spliced from 5 exons. Lineage: Eukaryota; Viridiplantae; Streptophyta; Magnoliopsida; Malvales; Malvaceae. Gene Ontology annotation, cellular component: plant-type vacuole membrane. Bases 152 to 1447 code for a protein of 431 amino acids.